Molecule: messenger RNA, 803 nt
Organism: Adineta ricciae
Lineage: Eukaryota; Metazoa; Rotifera; Eurotatoria; Adinetida; Adinetidae
Source: the annotation of a GenBank genome assembly
GUUUUCCCAGUUUGAUUACUAUAUUCUCUGCGCCCAAUUAUCUCGAUGUUUAUAAUAAUAAAGCUGCUAUUCUUAAAUACGAAAAUAACGUGAUGAAUAUUCGUCAAUUUAAUUGUUCGCCUCAUCCGUAUUGGUUACCCAAUUUCAUGGAUGUCUUUACAUGGAGUUUGCCGUUCGUUGGUGAAAAAGUUACCGAAAUGCUUGCUAACAUUCUCAAUAUUUGUUCUGAUGAAGAAUUAGGAAAUGAUAAUGAACCGAUUGACGAAGUAGAUAUGACAAGUGAAGCUGCAUUAGCUGCACGCAAAGAAGUGAUACGAAAUAAAGUACGAGCGAUCGGAAAGAUGGUUCGCUAUUUUGCCACAUUGAGAGAACAAAGUGAAGAUAUUCUCACACUGAAAGGUUUAACUCCAAGCGGCCAAUUACCACUGGGUACACUUGAAGGAGGAAAAUCAGCGAUUGAACAAGCCAAACAAUUGAUUGCUGAUAAGAAGAAAAUCACAUUCGAAGAAGCGAAACGCUUAGAUAAAAGUAAUGAGAUUAUGCCUCCAUGGCAACAACUGCAUCCGUCAUCGUCGGGCUUAACAUCGGGCAUUGGUUCGAGUAAUACAGCAUCUUCUAAUAGUGGCUCGUCAUCACCACGACCUAGUGGCACCUCGUCCCCAGCCAAUGCAUUAGCUGAUGCGUCGUCAAGUGUAACGACAAAUCUCUUAAUUGAUUCAACAAACACAAAUUGUAAUGGUAAUGAUAAAACAUCUGGAAAACCUUCAACUCAACAAUCAUCAUCACAUCAUCGAACGAAGUGA